GGCGGAGGUGGCGUUAGGACCUCGCGGAGCGUCUCAUUGAAGCACAUGGUCCCCACUCGUAAGACAACAUUUCUUCCCAGUAAUUGACCUGGAAUUGAUGUCAUUGCAGUGGGCAACGGCUCGCGUGUUUCUCAACGUUUUCACAGCUCAUUUUCGCUCAAAAUUUCUCACUUUUUUUUUUUUUUUUUACUCUGAGCGUCGCAGUCCGUCACUUGGACACCUUUGAAUGGGGAAAGCGCGCGCGGAGUUGACUCAACUGUCCUCGGGAUUUCCGAACGCGCCGCUCGCAGACAACUUACUUGAUCAUAUUUCAGGAGGUCGUUUUGAUUUCUUUUGGGGGAGAAGAGGAGGAGGAGGAGGAGGGAGGAGGAGGGAGGAAGGAGGAAGGGGUUGCCUCUCGCACAUCAGCUGUUUGGGGGGAGACAGACUGUGAUUGUAUGAUGUGUUGCGCUGCAGCGAAACAGUAAAAAAAAAAGAAAAAAGAAGAAGCAGAGUCCCGUCCAGUACGCUUCAGUCGGGCAUCAUGAACCCCUGGAGUCGGAGCCUGAAGUUUGUUUUUUUGACAGCACUUCAGGCUUUAUCUGUCUCUCUGUCGGUGUGUGGCAGAUCUGCAGAAGGGAAUCUUUUGAGCGCGACAGUUCAACGCAGACCGACAGCAAAGCAGAAACACUAUGGGACUACAAUACCUCUUCAGCUUGUUGGACAAGAUUGGAAACCAAUCAGCCACCUCAAAUCCCAGAGUCACCCUGCAUCGCUGAAGCUCCUGAUUGAAGCGGAAGGUGAGCAGCUGCUCUUGGCUCUGGAGAAAAACGAGGGGCUGUUUGCAAGUAACUAUACAGAAACCCAUUACCUGGAAGAUGGCAGCGCAGUCACAGGCUCUCACAACUUCACGGCAAACUGCUACUACCAUGGUGAGGUAGAGGGUCAUGUCAACUCAGACGCCAGCCUCAGUACGUGUGCUGGGAUUAAAGGUUUCAUAUCUCUUGAAGGCAAAUCCUAUGUACUGGAACCAUCUGCUGAUCACUCUGAUGGGACUCACUGGAUCUACACAGCUGAACACCUCAACUUUGCUCCUGGCACCUGUGGCCAUGAUUUCAACAUAUCUUAUCCCACUGAACAUGGAGAUGGCAGCCCAUUCAGGGCUUUCAGCACAAGGCACAAACGCCAUGCGCAGACUACGACCAAGUAUGUGGAACUGAUCAUCGUGGCUGACAACAGAGAGUUCCAGAAGCAAGGCAAGGACAUGGAGAAGGUCAAGCAGCGGCUGGCUGAGAUCGCCAAUUACGUGGACAAGUUCUACAGGGCUUUGAAUAUCCGAGUGGCCCUGGUGGGCUUGGAGGUAUGGAGUGAUGUGGACAAGUGCCCCAUUACCCAAGACCCUUUCACCACCCUGCAUGAGUUCCUUGACUGGCGGAAAGUUAAGCUGCUGCCUCAGAAACCACAUGACAAUGCCCAGCUAAUCAGUGGGGUGUAUUUCCAGGGCACCACCAUUGGUAUGGCACCCAUCAUGAGCAUGUGCACAGCAGAGCAAUCAGGAGGAAUCGUCAUGGAUCAUUCAGACAACCCCCUGGGUGCUGCAGUCACUCUGGCCCAUGAGCUCGGACACAACUUUGGAAUGAACCACGACACACCAGAAAGGGGCUGUGGCUGCAGGGUGACAGUGGAUCGUGGAGGCUGCAUCAUGACACCCUCCACCGGGUAUCCGUUCCCCACAGUCUUCAGCAGCUGCAGCAAGAAGGACCUGACGGCCAGUUUCGAAAAGGGCGUCGGGAUGUGUCUGUUCAACAUGCCCGAGGUCAAGGUGCUGUAUGGAGGGCAGAAAUGUGGCAACGGCUACGUGGAGGAGGGAGAGGAGUGUGACUGCGGAGAACUGGAGGAAUGUAUGAAUCCCUGUUGCAAUGCUACUACCUGCACUCUGAAGGGGGAUGCUGUCUGUGCCCACGGACAGUGCUGCCAGGACUGUCAGCUGAAGCCAGCCGGAACGCCAUGCCGUGAAUCCAGUAACUCUUGUGAUCUGCCUGAGUUCUGCACCGGUACAAGCCCUCACUGCCCCUCCAAUGUCUACCUGCAUGAUGGCCACGCUUGCCACAAUGUAGACGGCUACUGUUACAACGGCAUCUGUCAAACUCACGAGCAGCAGUGUAUCACACUGUGGGGCCAAGGGGCCAAGCCAGCUCCAGGCAUCUGCUUCGAAAGGGUCAACUCUGCAGGAGACCCUUAUGGCAACUGUGGCAAGGACUCUAAAGGCUCCUUUGCCAAAUGUGAAGCACGAGAUGCUAAAUGUGGCAAAAUCCAGUGUCAGGGAGGAGCUAACCGCCCAGUAAUUGGCACAAAUGCUGUUUCCAUAGAAACAAACAUACCCCUUCAGGAAGGGGGAAGGAUACUGUGCCGAGGUACGCACGUCUACUUGGGCGAUGACAUGCCCGACCCCGGCCUGGUCCUGACGGGCACCAAGUGUGGAGUUGGAAUGAUGUGUCUGAACCGUCAGUGCCAGAACGUGAGUGUUUUUGGUGUGCACGAGUGCUCAGCCAAGUGUAGCGGCCGAGGGGUGUGCAACAACAACAAGAACUGUCACUGUGAGGCUCACUGGGCGCCUCCAUUCUGUGACAAGGCAGGGUUUGGAGGGAGCGUGGACAGCGGCCCCAUCAGAUUAGCAGACGGCAGGAAUCUGACAGUGGGCAUCAUGGUUGCUCUUCUCACCGUCCUGGGAGCCGGUCUGAUCAUCUGCAUCAAGAGAAAAACUCUACUGGGCCUGCUUUCCACCAGUAAAAAGAACCCAAUCGAAAAGCUCCGAUCAGUAAGCGCUUCAAUCAGCGGACCAUCCACUCCUAAUCAGCCUCCAUCAGCGAGCACGUCUCCAUCUAGACCGGCCCCGCCUCUGCCGCACAGCGCCAGCAUCUUCAAGCCUCCUCACCGGGGGCCGGAGGCGGCGCUCCCCCCGGUGCCCUACCCCUCCCACAGCCUGCGCAGGCUGCCCCAGUGCCCCCCGGUUCACCUCAGCCACCCCGUCCCCCUGUCUCUCACCGUGUCCCUGUCCCCCGGCCCCGGGCAGCUGAGACCACUGGUGCCUCCGCCUCACCGAGCCCCUCCACCUCACAUCCACGUGGCACCGAAGGGGGCGUCGUUUCGCAGCGCGUCGCGCCAUUCUUCCUGCAGGAUGGUCAUGGAGUUGGAGAAGCCCAGUCCUCCUCAGAAGCCCCUUCCUGCUGAUCCAAGGAGCUCUCGUCUGGUUAGAAGUCCAUCUGCAGUGCAGGGCCACGCUGUGGUCCAAGGGCCCUCUGCUGUUCGUGGCCCCGCUCCAGUAUCUGGUGGACCUAGACCUGCGCGCCCCAUCCCACGCCCCAACAGACCCAGUCCCAAGCAGCCUCCAACACUACCAAAGCCUUGCAUAAUUGCCAACGUCAAAUACAGCAGCUGAGACUUAAGCCGAAAGGGACAUUGUUGUGAUAAGACACACACAAAAAAAAUUGCACUAUGAAAGCUCUGAAAACCUUAAAAAGAUGGUGGCUUCUCUGAGUUUUGAAUCAGGAGAUCUGCCGUGUCCCUUUGGUGCUCUGUCUCUGAAUGGUGCUACGAGUCUGAGCUCAGGUACAUGUAAAGUAUUUAUAUUCCGUAUUUAUUGCCACGCAGUGCACUGUGCCAGACACUUUUACUACAUGGUAGCAACUUAGAAAUUUUAAUUUGUUGUUUGCAUCAAUUCCACAAUUUGUUUUUCCAUAUCAACUGAUCUUUAUUGAGGAGAGUGAUAGGAAACUUUAAAAAAAACAAACAAACAAAAAAAAAGCCAAUCUGUGAAAUUGUGAUUGCAGAAAUGUUUUUGUGAAAUGUGUUUUAAUGAAGGGAACCCUUUUUACCUGAUAGUGUUGUUCUGUAUACAACAGGAAGAGUUAUUGUGCAAUGACAGAAGUGAACAGAGGAAACGUCAGAGAACACUACUAGUUCAUUUGCAAAUCAAUGGGGUUUUUCUUUAAGAGUAAAUGUAGCCGCUUUGAGCCAGACAUAAAAAAGUUUGAAAGAACCACUGAAAAAGAACACUCUGCUGUGGUAUUACUACAGCAGUUCUGCAUUGUGAUUGUCAACAUGAUUAAACAACUGAAACACUGUGCGGGAAUCUGAGAGGCAGAACAUGCAGCUGAAAUGGAGGCAUGUUUCCUCUUCAUUUAAAUUACAGAAAGGUAACAAGUUGGAUUGUGAAAUGUCACUGAUUUGCCAUUUCCUCUGCAUCAUCAAGACCCAAGGAGCUCACUGGUUACUGAGGUAUGAACUGAACAUGGAUCUGAAAUGAGCCAAGAUCAAGGAAGUAUUCAUCCCUCAGAGAGAGUCAACUUUUCUUAAGUAUUGCUCUGCUAAAGGUCAUGCGUGUUGAAUAUUUCCCUCUAUGUCUGCACCACGGAUUGGAUCACAAAGCCACUGAGGGACUGUCUUGAAGCCGUGGCCAUACAGGCGUCACGUAGGCACUCGCACAUAAAACAGCCAGUGUCUGGCUACAGUGUUCAUGUGUGGAUUUCAAAUCAUGUUUUUCGUUGAUGGGAAAGGACAGAUUCACUUGACAAGGACACAUUUCUAGAUCUUUCUGAAAUGAAGUCUGUUGUUACUCGGUGUACACACUGAGCCGCCGAUCAUCCAAAUCAUCCUGUGCUGUUAUUCAUUUUCUAUUUUUUGUACCUUUUUACUUUGGCUAUCCAGAUUAGUUUUAAAAAAAAAACAAAACAAUCUACAUCCCAGAUCCUACAUAAAUCAGAUGUGGUAAUCGAACAGUGUUUUAUCAUUUUUACAGAUUUAUUGUUUUACUGGAUCGCAGUGCAGCAUAUAUACAUUCACACUGAGCAGCAUUUCCUUUAAGCACAGCUCUUCACAAAUACAUACGCUGAAAACUGACAUGGACUGAACUUUUGUUACUUUUGAUACUGUUAUAUUUUUAAUAAUGCACUAGUUUUACAUCCAUUGCUUUGUUUACUUUGCUUUUUCAAUGCGAUGUGUCAAUGUACUAAUAGACAGCAUUUGAAUCCAGUCACCUGACUAUACAUCAUGUCCAUAUGUUGUCGUACAGGUGAACACAUUUUCAUGGAGAAUGCUUUUUUUAUGAUGACUGUUUGAUACAUCAUAUGUAAAGAAAAACACAUUAAGUGUCAGUGUCUGGUCAUGGUAUUUUGAACACUCGAGCAGUAUUAGUAAAAACUGAAAAACA
Molecule: messenger RNA, 5188 nt
Organism: Lates calcarifer (barramundi perch)
Lineage: Eukaryota; Metazoa; Chordata; Actinopteri; Centropomidae
Product: disintegrin and metalloproteinase domain-containing protein 12
Exons: 23
Coding region: 524-3418 (964 amino acids)
Biological process (GO): proteolysis
Molecular function (GO): metalloendopeptidase activity
Source: RefSeq, a predicted model, not a curated record